AUGAGACACUCCACAUCACAAAAACACACCAUCCAUUUCAUUAUAGUUUUACUGGUGGCACUUGCUUCCCUUGUAGCCACUUUGAAUGCUCAGAUAACUGUUUCACAAGAUUUCACAGAUGCCAUCGAUUAUGCAGUCAAGCUAAUGUUGAAAGACAGUUCUUUCACAUCAAAAUAUGAGGAAUUGAUGGGGUUGGCUAAUCCUCUCUGUGGGUCUGGUCUCACUGCCUUCCCAACUAAAAACCCUUUCGUUGGAAGAACAAAUUUAACAAUGUGUUUUGAAGAUGACGCUGUCUAUCCAUAUUCAGAAGUUUUUCACUUGGUUGGAAAGUCAAUUGUUUCAUUAAUUAAUACAAAUUACAAGACUAAUCUUGCAUAUGCAUAUAGAACCUAUAACUUGGCUGCUUUGGGCUUCUUUGAAACUAUGGCAAAAGCUGUAAAUAAUGGUGAGUGUGAUGUUGUGACAUCAAAUGUUGCUCAAAACGAAGCAAGAGAGCAAAAAGCACACUUUCAAUGUAAUUAUGGAUACUCUUCUCCUGCGUAUAUGAGAUCUAAUUUGGACCCAAGUAUUUCAACACCAACUGCUCCACAAUUGAAUAGAACUGAUGUUAAAAUUGGAUUUUUGAAAGGAACCAUUUAUCAAAAUACAGUUCAAACUCAAUUUUCUGGAGCUCAACUCGUUCCUUUUGGUGACUAUACCAGCUUGUAUGCAGCUGUUUCUACAAAUGUCACAGUUCAUGCCAUUGUUGGUGAUACCAUUGAGUUUAAGCAAUUCCUUAAACUCAACACAACUGGUUGCACUAAUUGCACCGUUAGACUCUUCUCUGAUCCAUACCUCUUUGGAACCAUCACUACAAGGAAUAUUGGCAGAGUUUCUCUAGGCAUUUCACUUUUCCAAGGUUUUGGCACUCUCAUUCUUUCAAUUUUGCUUUCAUUGAUUUAUUUAAUGUAA
Messenger RNA from Naegleria gruberi, 951 nucleotides. RefSeq lists its product as uncharacterized. NCBI's taxonomy places the organism in Eukaryota, Heterolobosea, Eutetramitea, Acrasida, Naegleriidae. The transcript is spliced from 2 exons. Bases 1 to 951 code for a protein of 316 amino acids. The record is from RefSeq and is a predicted model, not a curated record.